Molecule: messenger RNA, 1727 nt
Organism: Pungitius pungitius (ninespine stickleback)
Lineage: Eukaryota; Metazoa; Chordata; Actinopteri; Perciformes; Gasterosteidae
Gene: znf365
Product: zinc finger protein 365
Exons: 6
Coding region: 324-1712 (462 amino acids)
Biological process (GO): regulation of double-strand break repair via homologous recombination; telomere maintenance; regulation of neuron projection development
Source: RefSeq, a predicted model, not a curated record
GAAGGGGCCAACCGGAUCCGGUGCUGUUGUGAUCCGUUGCUAACCUAAUGGCGGUCCACUGUGUGGCUGCUGAAUGAAUGACAUCAUGCUGGUUUAUUUCGGUCUCCAUCUGAGACGUGACACCGUCAGACACUAACGGUCGGACGUGUGUUCACCACCUGCCGGUGCACCCGCGACGGCGGAUUUGCGGAUUCACCACUCCGCUAGCAAGCUAACGUUAGCCUCAGAGCGCGCGAAUAGCUAGGUAGCUAACCGCUAACGAUGCUAGAGACGGUGUGACGGAUUGACCUGUUACGCGGUGGUCGAAUGGACGCUGAAGAGUAAUGCAGCAGAAGGUGUGCUCCAGAGGAUCCGGCUCCUUCCUCUCGGAGGGCAACGCCGCCGCCGCCGCCUCCUGCGACCUCCCCUUCCGCUGCCCCCGCUGCGGCGAGGCGGAGCGCUUCCGCAGCCUGGCCUCGCUCCGCGCCCACCUGGAGUGCCGCCACUCCUACCGCUCGCCGGACGUGACCCCCAGCAGCGACUUCAGCAUCACCGGCAAGCUCCCCGACCCGCUGACGGCGGCCAUCCCCUGGCGGGACGGCAGCCUGCCGGCCCGGAGGGGGCCGCAGGGCGCGUGGCGCCCGCCCACCGUGCGCUCCCUCAGCGACAGCAGGGACAGCGGGUGCCCCCACUCCUACGGCUCGGCGAGGAGGCGCACCCAGAGCGUCGGCGUGGGGACGCAGGCCGAGGAGGACGAGGACGAGGAGGAGGUGGACGACGAUGACGAAGAAGAGUUUGGGUCAGAAGAUGAAGAGGAGGAGGAGGAGGACGAAAGGGAGGAGAGAGACGGACGUAGAAAUGAGGAGGAAAUAAGAACGUCCUCCAAGAAGUCAGACGCCUGCAAUCAUCACCUCAACCACCGCCGCCUCCCGCCCCCCCCCUCGGCUCCUCUCGGCCGCCCGCCGGACCUGGACGUGGACCUGGACCUGGUCGAGCAGAGCUCGUUCCCCGGCCUCCAGGCGGCGGCGGCGCGGCGGCGGCUGGCCCGCGUCCUGCGGGCGGCCGACGGCGCCAUGCAGCGACGGCUGGCCGCCGUGAGCACGGAGCUGGCCCAGACCGACGAGGAGCUCCUGUGCGAGCGCGCCCACUCGCGGCACCUGGCGCAGGAGCGGCAGGAGGUGGCGGACCGGGAGAGGCAGCUGAGCCGGCAGGUGGACGUGGCCGUCGUGGUGAUCGCCGCGCUGAGGGAGCAGCUCAACGCCUCGGAGAACGAGCUGGAGCGCCGCGAGAGGGAGGUGAUAACCAUCCAGAAGUUUUUGGAGGCGGCGGCCCGGCAGGAGACGAGCGGGAAGGUCCGCAUCCAGCACUUCAUCGAGGAUCUGCUGAGACGCAUCGCUCUGGCCGAGGAGCUGGUGGAGUUCUACCAGGUCAACGGCAGCCCGCAGCAGUGCAGCCACUACAAGUACCAGCAGCCAACAGAUAAUGGACCUCAGAGGAUCACUAAAAGCAGGUCGUCGGGAGGUCAGCUCUCCUCCUCCUCCGGUCUCCACGACAACAGGAGCCGCUCCUCCUCGCAGUUCGGCGGCCGUCCUCCGUCCUGCAAGGCGGGCGGCGGCGGCGAGCGGGAGCGCCGCGAGCGCCUGGCCCAGUCGUCCAGGCUGUUCUGCCGACCCGAACACAGGGACGACAUCUGGAACCACCAGCGGCGCCGGUCGGCCGGGUACGAGGCGUAGAACUCAAGAAUCACA